This is a messenger RNA of Striga asiatica, 593 nucleotides long. The record is from the annotation of a GenBank genome assembly. Lineage: Eukaryota; Viridiplantae; Streptophyta; Magnoliopsida; Lamiales; Orobanchaceae.
UUCCGAUAUUUAAAAAAAAAAAAAAAAUCUGUGGCGUCCACUGAAGCUAAGAUGAUCGUGCUGAAGACCUCCGACGGGGAGCUGUUCGAGGUGGAUGAGUCGGUCGCCGGCGAGUCGCAGACGAUAAAGCACAUGAUCGAGGACGGCUGCGCCGCCAACGCCAUCCCGCUCCCAAACGUCUCGUCCAAGGUGCUUUCGAAGGUGAUUGAGUACUGCCGGCGCCACGUAGAGGAGAAAGACGAGGACAAGCUGAAGGAAUUCGACGCAGAGUUCGUGAAGGUCGACAAUGGCCUGAUGCUUGAACUGAUCAAGGCUGCCAACUACUUGAACAUCGGAGGGAUGCUCGACAUCACAUGCCGAGCUGUGGCAGACAUUAUCAAGAACAAGUCGAUUGUGGAGAUUCGCACGCUUUUGAACAUAACUAACGACUUUACAGAGGAGGAGGAAGAUGCGAUUCGCAAGGAGAACGAGUGGGCUUUCGAGUGAUGACUAAUGGUGUCAUCUGGCUUGAUGUUUAUAUGUCCUUAAUGUUUCUGCAAUUUUAUACUAGAAGGGUGCCUUUGGGGAAAGUGUUGAAAGUAGGAAAUAUGGUA